Molecule: messenger RNA, 1756 nt
Organism: Rotaria sordida
Lineage: Eukaryota; Metazoa; Rotifera; Eurotatoria; Philodinida; Philodinidae
Source: the annotation of a GenBank genome assembly
AUGGAAACGCAACCUUCCAUUGACAAUGAAACAAUUGAAAGAAAAAAGCAAAACAGGCGAAAAUGGCUUCCAUUAUGCACGUACAAUGAUAAGAAUGAUGUUAUUAAGAAAAUCAAGGAUGAUGGUAUAUGGAGCAAAACACAUACGAAUAUCACCAACGAAGGAAAACGGACUUAUUAUAGGUGUAACCAAGUUAAACGACGUGGAAAACAAUGUCCAGCUAGUAUUCAUGUUUUAUAUCAUAGUGAAAAUGAAUGUGUUACAAUAUACAAAACAGAAGAUGAUCAUUUACAUAACGAACCAAGAUCUAUUGGUAUUAAUCAACAAUCAAAAGAAGUAAUAUGCGAAUUAUUCACAAUGAAAAUCAAACCAAAACGUAUACUAGAAAUAUUAGAAGAAAAAGGUCUACCUGUUCCCAAAAAACGACAAUUAUCAAGUUAUUUAAUAUCAUUAAGAAAAAAAUAUUAUGGCGCUCCAACUAUUAGCUUAGGUGAACUUGAAGCUUGGUGCCAACAAAAUUCAUUAAUACCUGAUGAUAAUGACAAACCUUGGGUAUUAAAGUAUCAGAUUGAAUAUGAAGAUGAAAUUGAUAAUGAUGAUGAUAAUGACAAUGGUGAUCAUAAUGAUGAUGAUGAUAAUGAAAAUAAAUUUCGAUUUUUUGUUACUACUAAAAGACUAUUAUUUAAUGCAAGUAUUUCGAAUAAAAUUCAUGUUGAUACUACUUACAAGUUAAUUUGGCAAGGAUUUCCUUGUUUUAUUAUUGGAACCACUGAUAUGAUUAGACAAUUUCAUCCAUUUGGAUUUGCUAUGAAUGAACAAGAAUUAAUACUUAUUGCAGAUGGUGCUGAAGCCAUUAGUAAUGCAUUUUUAAAAGUAUUCGGAACUGGUCAUAAUGUUGUAAUGUGUUGGUUUCAUAUGCGGAAAAAUGUUGAAAAAAAAUUAUAUUUAGUCGAAGAUAAAGCAUUACAUGGUGAUAUUAUGAAUGAUAUUGAAACAUUACAAUUGUCAACAAAUAAAAAUGUAUUUGAUAUUGCUACUAGAUUAUUUUUAAAAAAAUGGAAGAAUGAAGAAAAAUUUAUUCAAUAUUUUUCAAAUGAAUGGUUAAAUUCAAAAAAUGGAUGGUUUGAAGGCUUAGCAACGCAUGUUCCAAGCACGAAUAAUGCAUUAGAAGCCACGAAUCGUGUAAUUAAAGAUGAAGAUACAUUGAGGGAACGAUUAGUUUUAUCAAGAUUUACAGUGGUUUUAUUUUCUAUCGUCAAUAAAUGGUCAAAGGAACGAAAUCCCACUCUUAUCAAUUCAAAAAAAUUCGAACAUCAACCAUUAAUUACAUUACCAAUAUGGACUGAUGCAUACAAUUGGGUUAAGCUUAACAAAGCUGUUAUAUCGAUUUGUAAUGGUGACACAGCAAUGUAUUAUUUACCUGCUGGUGAAGAAACUAGGAUAACAGAUAAAGAAAUCAAACGAUAUGAAAAUUGCAGGUUUAAUUCAUUUGACACGUACAAGUCUGUUUACUUCAACAUAUGGUGCGUAUGUUUAUCUUACAAUCCUGAAAAAUGGAAAGAAGCAACAGAGUAGAUGUCUAAUUCGAGUUCGAAUAUAAAUGAAAAAAAAAAAAAACGGCUUUCAUGUUCCAACAGGCAAAAAGCAAAAAGUAAAACUUUCUCCAACAAUACACGCCUCUCGAAAUAGCAAAAAAGCAAAAGAUAAAUUUUAUCCUAAUUAUAAAAUUAUAAUUCGAAUUUAGACACUUAUAUAA